Messenger RNA from Vicia villosa (hairy vetch), 1044 nucleotides. RefSeq names its product nicotinamidase 2. Bases 70 to 657 code for a protein of 195 amino acids. The transcript has 3 exons. Lineage: Eukaryota; Viridiplantae; Streptophyta; Magnoliopsida; Fabales; Fabaceae. The record is from RefSeq and is a predicted model, not a curated record.
CUUAGAAAAUAUUUAUAUCUGUAUUUCAUCAUUUGCAUCAUCCACAACAACACGAAACACAAGAUUUCAAUGUCAAAAUCGAUUUCAUCAUCCUCCUAUGAGAUAAGAAAACGAAACCCAAAUCCGAAAUCAUGUGCACUCUUGGUCAUCGAUAUGCAGAACUAUUUCUCUUCCAUGGCAUCCCCAAUUCUCUCCAAUCUCAACACCACAAUCACUCUCUGUAGACGCGCUUCUAUCCCCGUCAUAUUCACGCGCCACUCUCACAAAUCUCCCUCCGACCACGGCAUGCUCCACGAGUGGUGGUCCGGCGACCUCAUCAUCGAUGGCACCGUAGAGGCCGAUCUCAUGACAUCGUUGAACCGCAAAGGGGAUGAGAUGGUGGUGGAGAAGAGUACAUACAGUGCAUUUAGGAAGACGGGUUUGGAGGAGAAACUGGUGGAGAUGGGUGUGGAUGAGGUUAUAGUGACGGGCGUGAUGACUAACUUGUGCUGUGAGACGACGGCGCGUGAGGCUUUUAUUAGAGGCUUUAGGGUUUUCUUCUCCACUGAUGCUACUGCUACAUCUGAUAAAGAUCUUCAUGAGGCUACUUUGAAAAAUAUGGCUUAUGGUUUUGCUUACUUGAUUGAUUCUCACAAGCUUAAACUAGCCCUUGAUUAAACCUUGAAUAAAAUGGAAAAUGAAACCUUGUUACUAAAUUUAAGUGUGAAUUUAGUACUGUUAUGUGGAUUGGAGACACAAUACGUUUUCAUGGUGAUGUAGAGGAUUACUAUAGUUCAAACUCAAUUGAUAGAUCUAAAAUCGAUAACAACAACAUCGUUGAAGUUCUAAGUUCCAAAUUCCUCAACUCUCUACGAACUUUGGGUUUAUCAAACCAUCACAUUAAGUUAAGAUUUGUAACACCAAUCAUGCUAAUGAGAAAUAUAGACUAUUUAGAGGGUUUGUGUAGUGGGACAUGACUUAUAGUCACAAAAAUGAAAAUUCAUGUCUUAGAAGCAAAAAUUAUUGGUGAUAAAGUUCAUGAUAAUAUUAUAUAUUUACCACACA